UGCUCUGAGGAAACGGUCGAUCGUCCCGACCCCGGAAAAAAGUCGGCGACUUGGCCCUGGGUGCCCCAUGGAGAGCGAGCCUGGAAUCGUGUCGCCGUUUAAACGGGUUUUCCUGAAAGGAGAAAAGGGCCGGGAUAAGAAGGCCCAAGAGAAGGUGACCGAGAGACGCCCCCUCCACACGGUGCUGCUGUCUCUGCCGGAUCGCGUGGACCCCGAGGUCCUGCUGAAUGACUUUAUCGAAAAGGAAGUGAAGUAUUUGGGCCAACUAACAUCCGUUCCAGGGUACCUGAAUCCCUCCAGUCGGACGGAAAUUCUCCAUUUGAUAGACAACGCUAAGAGGGCUCACCAGCUCCCCGGCCACCUGACCCAGGAGCACGAUGCUGUGAUCAGUCUCUCGGCCUACAACGUCAAGUUGGUGUGGAGGGACGGCGAGGACAUUAUCGUCCGGGUCCCCAUCCACGACAUCGCCGCCGUCUCCUACAUCCGGGACGACUCCUUACACCUGGUCGUGCUGAAAACAGCCCAGGACCCGGGCCUCUCCCCCAGCCAGAGCCUGAGUGCGGACAGCUCCAAAGCCCUGACCUCGGGCUCCCUGACCUCAGAGGGCGGAGCGGUGCCCGUCGAAGCCUGUUGCUUGGUGAUCCUGGCCACCGAGACCAAAGCAGCCGCGGAGGAUCUCUGCUCCCUGCUCAGCCAAGUCUUCCAGAUUGUUUACACGGAGUCCACCAUAGACUUCUUGGACCGAGCAAUAUUCGACGGGGCCUCCACCCCGACGCGGCACAUGUCGCUGCACAGCGACGACUCUCUGACGAAAGUGGAUGGGAAAGAAACCUAUGAAACUGAAGCAAGCACUUUCUCCUUUCCGGAAUCGCUGGACGCGGCCGGCCACUCGCCCUCGUCCUUCUCGGCCCAGCCGUCCCCCCACGUCAAGACGGUCAGCGAGAGUGAGCUGAGCACCACCGCCGCGGAGCUGCUGCAGGACUACAUGAUGACCCUGAGGACCAAGCUGUCUUCCCAGGAGAUCCAGCAGUUCGCCAUGCUGCUCCACGAGUACCGCAACGGGGCCUCCAUCCACGAGUUCUGCAUCAACCUGCGGCAGCUCUAUGGCGACAGCAGGAAGUUCCUGUUGCUAGGUCUCAGGCCCUUCAUCCCGGAGAAGGACAGCCAGCAUUUCGAGAACUUCCUGGAGACGAUCGGGGUGAAGGACGGGCGGGGCAUCAUCACGGACAGCUUCGGGCGGUACCGGCGGGCCACGAGCACCGCCUCCAACUCCACCAGCAACGGCAACGGGGCCACGGGCAGCUCGGACGACCAGUCGGCCCCCUCGGAGGGCGACGAGUGGGACCGCAUGAUCUCGGACAUCAGCAACGACAUCGAGGCGCUGGGCUGCAGCAUGGAUCAGGACUCCUCGUGAGGAAGGGGCCGCCGCCGGCGGGGCCGGGGGGGGGACUCGCCUCCCGCCCCCACGCCGCCCCCAUCCGUCGCGGUUCCCCGGGGGGGCCGGCGCCGCCCCGCCGCCGGCCCCGGAGGCGUGGCGGGGGGCGGCCGGGGGGCGCGGGGGCCCUCCUACUGUGAAGGGGCGAGCGCGGCGGGAACGGGCCGAGGGCCCACGGGGCCCGCGCGGGGAGGUGCCCGAGCGGCACCGCCCCGGCCCGGAGGGUCCGGCCCCCCCGCCCGACCCCGGGGCCGCCGGGAGGCGGCGGGGCCGGCCUCGGCCUGGUGGAGGAGCGGCGGCUUUGCUAGGAAAACCCUGCGGACCGUUUACAGUUUUGCACAUGAUCGUUCUCAUCGUAGCGCUCAGAGACUGGUGGGGUUUUGGGGCGGGGGGGAUUUUUUUUUUUUUUUCGUAAUGAAGUUUACCACAAUGUGAAUAAUUUAAA
Ornithorhynchus anatinus (platypus) is the source of this 1880-nucleotide messenger RNA. It is a transcript of the gene CCM2, whose product is annotated as CCM2 scaffold protein. Lineage: Eukaryota; Metazoa; Chordata; Mammalia; Monotremata; Ornithorhynchidae. Gene Ontology annotation, biological process: vasculogenesis; heart development. The record is from RefSeq and is a predicted model, not a curated record. The coding region runs from base 68 to 1414 and encodes 448 amino acids. The transcript has 10 exons.